AUGUCUGGACCUCGCGUUGCAUGGAUUGGCCUCGGUAACAUCGGCCGAGGCAUGAGCCAAAACAUAGCCCAAAAAGGCCCCCAAACCGGCCCCAUAAUCCUCUACAACCGCACCACCUCCCGCGCCACAGCCCACGCCAACAAGCUCGGCGCCGACAAAGCAACCGUCGCCUCAACCCUCCACGACGCCGUCGCCGCCGCCGACCUAAUCUUCACCUGCGUCGGCGACGACCCAGCCCUAACCUCCAUCGUGGAGACCAUCCUCGCCGACAAAACCCUAACCCUAACCAACAAGACCUUCAUCGACUGCUCGACCGUGCACCCGGACACAUCACGCAGCACCGAAGCCGCCUACCUCGCCCGCGCCGCCAACUUCGUCGCCUGCCCCGUCUUCGGCGCGCCCAACAUGGCCGACGCCGGCGCCCUGAUCGUCGUCCCGGCCGGCAAGCAAGCCUCCAUCGCGACGCUGCGCCCGUUCCUGGACGGCGUCGUCGCGAAGCAGACCAUUGAUUUGGCUGCCGGCACGGGCGCGGAUAUCGAUGUGGGCAAGGCGUCUACCAUGAAGGUUAUUGGGAAUACGUUUAUCUUGAAUACGGUGGGCGUGCUGGCCGAGUCGCUGGUUGCUGCGGAGGCGUCUGGGCUGGGUGUUGGCCCGUUGAAGGAGUGGUUGGAUAUUUUUGCCCCGGGGGCGUUUGCCAAGUAUGCGGAGCGUAUGGUUGGGGGUGACUAUUAUACACGUGAGGAACCGCUUUUCGCGGUGGAUCUUGCUAGGAAGGAUUUGAGACAUGCUUAUUCUAUUGCGGAGCAGGGGGGUUUGCGGAUGAGGAAUGUUGAGGUUACGGAUGCUUUGUUGGAGGGUGUUAAGGGGGAGAGGGGGGAGGCUGGGGAUAUUGCUGCUGUUUAUGGCAUUGUGAGGCAGAGGGCUGGGUUGGAGUUUGAGUGUUUGAAGGAGAAGAAAGAGUAG
Penicillium nucicola is the source of this 963-nucleotide messenger RNA. Its product is annotated as NAD(P)-dependent oxidoreductase. The record is from RefSeq and is a predicted model, not a curated record. Gene Ontology annotation, molecular function: NAD binding; oxidoreductase activity, acting on the CH-OH group of donors, NAD or NADP as acceptor; NADP binding. The transcript has 2 exons. NCBI's taxonomy places the organism in Eukaryota, Fungi, Ascomycota, Eurotiomycetes, Eurotiales, Aspergillaceae. The coding region runs from base 1 to 963 and encodes 320 amino acids.